AUGCGCGAUAAGUCAAAUGAGGCUAGGGAUACUACCACAACUCCAACUACAGCUCCCGUACAGGACGAGGCUGGCGCUUCCACACGCGAUGGGGCUGGGGUAGGAUCAAACCCGCAGGCGUCUACGCACAUACUCAUAGUCAACCGAGCCCCACAAGACGAUGAUAUUCCAGGAUGGUGGAAGGAGCACGCCCUUCGGGGCUGGAUCACAGCUACAGCUGAACGGAUGCGGAGUCAUCCAGAUCAGCUUCAGCCAGCUACGCCACAUAGCAGGAAGCGGCUCAAGAAGUUCCCGGACACGCCAACAAAGCGCCUAAAGACCGAGCCGCUACCGCUGCGAUUUUGCACGUUGAGCGUUCGCGGUAUCAACGGAGACAUCACAUUAGUGCAGGUUAAGGACCUGGUGAAGAAAGAAUUCCUUCCAGUUAAUGGAGCUGAAGACCUAAACGAUAAGGACCUCGAGCUGGAGCUUCUUCAUGCGCAACUAGCUAAGGAAGGUGUCUUCGAUAUUGAGAAGCAGCGACUUAUCUAUAUCACUAAGGGGCUAGAUGGAGAUCGGGAUGUUGCGAUUCGUGCGGUAAGGGGCCUUAGGACAGCUGUUGUUACGAUGCGCAAGGCUGGAGAUUCUGUUAUUAGUGGGAUCCAAGUGAGGGACAUUGUGUAG
This is a messenger RNA of Coniosporium apollinis CBS 100218, 663 nucleotides long. RefSeq lists its product as uncharacterized. Lineage: Eukaryota; Fungi; Ascomycota; Dothideomycetes. The record is from RefSeq and is a predicted model, not a curated record. The transcript has a single exon. The coding region runs from base 1 to 663 and encodes 220 amino acids.